Molecule: messenger RNA, 1749 nt
Organism: Orycteropus afer afer
Lineage: Eukaryota; Metazoa; Chordata; Mammalia; Tubulidentata; Orycteropodidae
Gene: LRRC47
Product: leucine rich repeat containing 47
Biological process (GO): phenylalanyl-tRNA aminoacylation
Molecular function (GO): protein binding; phenylalanine-tRNA ligase activity; RNA binding
Source: RefSeq, a predicted model, not a curated record
AUGGCGGCUGCGGUGUCUGAGGCCUGGCCCGAGCUGGAGCUGGCGGAGCGGGAGAGGCGGCGGGAGCUGCUGCUAACAGGACCCGGACUGGAGGAGCGCGUGCGGGCGGCGGGAGGGCGGCUUCCCCCGCGGCUCUUCACGUUGCCGCUCUUGCAUUACUUGGAGGUGAGCGGCUGCGGGAGCCUGCGCGAGCCGGGGCCGGGUCUGGCACAGGGUCUCCCGCAGCUGCACAGCUUGGUGCUGCGGCGUAACGCGCUGGGGCCGGGCCUGAGCCCCGAGCUCGGGCCGCUGCCCGCUCUGCGGGUGCUGGACCUGUCGGGCAAUGCAUUGGAGGCGCUGCCUCCAGGCCAGGGACUGGGCCCUGCCGAGCCGCCCGGCCUCCCGCAGCUGCAGAGUCUCAAUCUCAGCGGCAACCGACUGCGCGAGCUGCCCGCCGAUCUGGCGCGCUGCGCGCCUCGCCUGCAGACCCUCAACCUCACCGGCAACUGUUUGGACUGUUUCCCCGCCGCGCUUUUCCAACCCGGAGCGCUGCCCCUGCUUAGCGAACUGGCAGCUGCAGACAACUGCCUCCGAGAGCUCAGCCCUGACAUCGCCCACCUGGCCUCGCUCAAGACGCUGGACCUCUCCAACAACCAGCUGAGUGAGAUCCCAGCUGCGCUGGCCGACUGCCCCAAGCUCAAGGAGAUCCACUUUGAGGGGAACAAGCUGAGGGACAAGCGCCUGGAGAAGAUGGUGAACGGCUGCCAGACCAAGUCUAUCCUGGAGUACCUGCGCGUCGGUGGCCGGGGUUGUGGGAAGGGCCGAGCCAAGGCCGAGGGUGCCGACAAGGAGGAGAGCAGGAAGAAAAAGAGGGAGAGGAAACAGAAGAGGGAGGGCGGCGAUGGGGAGGAGAGGGAGCUGGAAGCUGCGCAAAGGCUGCUGGUCAGGGUCCUGCACGUCUCUGAGAACCCCGCGCCCCUGAUGGUGAGCGUGCAGCCCGAGGUCAGGGAUGUGCGACCCUUCAUUGUGGGUGCCGUCGUGAGAGGCAUGGACCUGCAGGCUGGAAAUGCACUCAAGCGCUUCCUCACCGCCCAGACAAAGCUCCACGAGGACCUUUGUGAGAAGAGGACAGCAGCAACCAUUGCCACCCACGACCUCAAGGCCAUCCGGGGGCCACUGCUGUACGGGGCCCGGCUGCCCCAGGACCUCAAGAUUGUCCCAUUGGGCCGGCGAGAGAUCAAGGCCAAGGAUCUGGUGCGGCAGCUCCAGCUGGAGGCUGAAGAGCAGAGGAAGCAGAAGAGGAGGCAGAAUGUGUCAGGCCUGCACAGAUACCUUCACUUAUUGGAUGGAAAAGACAACUACCCCUGUCUCGUGGACGCAGACGGCGAUGUGAUUUCCUUCCCGCCUAUCACCAACAGUGAGAAGACGAAGAUUAAAAAAACGACUUCUGACUUGUUUUUGGAAGUAACAAGUGCUGCUAGUCUGCAGAUAUGCAAGGACAUCAUGGAUGCCCUCAUUCUGAAAAUGGCAGAAAUCAACAAAUACACUUUAGAAAAUAAAGAGGAAGAAUCGCUCUCAGAUACUGAAGUUGAUACAGUUCCUGGACAAUUUCCGGACCCCAGAACUAACCGAAGUGCUGAAAACAGUGGGACUUCCCUGCUGGUCGUAGAACAGGUCCGGGUGUUGGACAUGGAAGGGACCUUGAAGGUGGUAUACCCUUCUAAGACAGACCUGGACUUCUCCGCAUCCCAUAUAACUGUGAUCCGCUGA